AUGAUUUGGGGGAAACAGCAAGACAAAGCGCCCGAGGUGGUACAGCAACCCAUCCCGCGCGAGAAGCUGCCGGAUCAGCUUCAAAAGCUUGUUGACCACGACGAUGGCUUCUACGAUGACAUUUAUUCCUCCUACUCUGUUGACUCCACGGAAACUCCCUACCGAUAUGCCGGUUACGCUACUCGUCUUCGCACGAUUCUGCUCUCCGCCCACCGCUAUGUCGCCUACACCUCUGACAUCGGCGAAUCCUUCCGCCCCGUCGCGCACCCGUGGCUCGUGCGCUCCGCCUAUGGUAUUUCAUGGACGUAUUUGAUCGGCGACGUCGCGCACGAAGGAUACAAGGCCUACCUGCGCAACCGCAGCCUGCUCGCCCCGCCAUGUGAGGCCUACAAAGAUGCCAGCGACCUCUCUCCUGAACAAGUCGCCAAAGGCAUGGUGACCGGCAACCUGACCAAGCCUCUCACCUCGACAUCGACCGACACGCUCACUCCCUGGCCCACCACCGAGAUUCCCCUCAUCGAGGACUAUCGCAUGGUAAUGGCCAAGCGCGCCGUGUUCCAAAGUAUAGCCAGUAUGGGUCUGCCGGCCUUUACCAUUCAUUCCGUCGUGAAAUACUCAGGCCGGGUGUUCAAGAAAUCCUCGAACACUUUCCUCCGCACCUGGUCUCCCAUCGGACUCGGUCUGGCCGUCGUUCCCUUCCUCCCGUAUCUCUUCGACGAGCCCGUCGAAGAAGCCGUCGAGUGGGCCUUUAGCCGCGGGCUCUGGCUUUACGGCGGCGACGAAGCCGUCCGCCCCCUACCUCCGCCAAAGGCCGCCCACGUCUCUCAGGACGAAGCCACCUCCCUUAGCCACUACCUCCGCGUGCAGACGCAAAAGCACAACAAAGAGUCGCUGGGCUCCGACGCCAGCGUCUCCGACUCGGCCGCCAACCUCUCCUGGGAGGCAUACAAGGAGGAGCGCCAACGAGCGAAGGAGCAGCGCCAGCGGGAGCGCGAGCAGCACGGCCACACGGGUCCGCUCUCUUUCCUGAAGGGAUUCGUCAAGGAAAAGACGGAAUAA
This is a messenger RNA of Aspergillus fijiensis CBS 313.89, 1059 nucleotides long. Its product is annotated as mitochondrial fission process 1 family protein. Lineage: Eukaryota; Fungi; Ascomycota; Eurotiomycetes; Eurotiales; Aspergillaceae. Gene Ontology annotation, biological process: mitochondrial fission. Gene Ontology annotation, cellular component: mitochondrion. Bases 1 to 1059 code for a protein of 352 amino acids. The transcript has 3 exons. The record is from RefSeq and is a predicted model, not a curated record.